This is a messenger RNA of Lolium rigidum, 660 nucleotides long. Its product is annotated as non-specific lipid-transfer protein EPAD1-like. Bases 1 to 660 code for a protein of 219 amino acids. NCBI's taxonomy places the organism in Eukaryota, Viridiplantae, Streptophyta, Magnoliopsida, Poales, Poaceae. The record is from RefSeq and is a predicted model, not a curated record. The transcript has 3 exons.
AUGGAGGGCUCCCUCCUCCGCCGCCUCCUCCUGGUGGCCGGCCUCCUGGCCGCGCUGCUCCCGGCCGCCGCCGCCACCUUCGGGCCGCAGCCGGGCGCGCCCUGCGAGCCCACCCUCCUCGCCACCCAGGUCUCGCUCUUCUGCGCGCCCGACAUGCCCACCGCGCAGUGCUGCGAGCCCGUCGUCGCCGCCGUCGACCUCGGCGGCGGCGUCCCCUGCCUCUGCCGCGUCGCCGCCGAGCCGCAGCUCGUCAUGGCGGGGCUCAACGCCACCCACCUCCUCACCCUCUACACCUCCUGCGGAGGCCUGCGUCCCGGUGGCGCACACCUCGCCGCCGCAUGCCAAGGACCCGCUCCCCCCGCCGCCAUCGUCUUCGCACCGCCGCCGUCUCCCGCGCCUCGCCGCAAGCAGCCAGCACAUGAGGCACCUCCCCCGCCGCCGUCGACCGACAAGCCGUCCCCGCCGCCUCAGCAGCGCGACGGCGCCGCCCACGCCAAGGCCGUCCCCGCCGCCCCGGCUACUUCCCCGCUCGCGCCCACUGCUGCCAUCGCCCCGGCGGCGCCCCAGCCACCACACUCCGGCGCGUCGUCCGAGGGAAUCACCUGCGCCAUCCUCAUCAUCAUCAUCGGCAUCAUCAUCUGGAGCUUCCGCCAGCACUGA